Penaeus monodon (black tiger shrimp) is the source of this 710-nucleotide messenger RNA. RefSeq lists its product as uncharacterized. The record is from RefSeq and is a predicted model, not a curated record. The coding region runs from base 54 to 710 and encodes 218 amino acids. Lineage: Eukaryota; Metazoa; Arthropoda; Malacostraca; Decapoda; Penaeidae. The transcript is spliced from 5 exons.
CCCAGGUCGAGGUAGGUUCCACGCCCCAAGAGCUUCUGGAAGAGGCGACCAACAUGCUGGGUCUGGAGGAGGAGCUGUCCUCGACGGCGUCCACUUCCGCCUCCGUCCUGCAAAUCUCCUCCGUCGUCUAUUUGGACUGCGUCUCCGACCAACACCAGGCGACAUACAAGUUGGAAGUGAGGGCACCACGGAGUCAGAAGUCCUACUCUCGUCUUUUUACUGUAGUUAUCGUAGGUGACGAAAGCGAGACACUGGAGGAAGGCCCCACGUGCCGCCUAGGCGCCCUCGUCAAUGCUCUGCCUCGCAUCUACCAACACUCUCCCGCGGCCAUGGGCCAUGUUGGGGACUCCGUGACAUUGCCUUGCCGCUCGCAGGGCCACAACGUCACUCGAGAGUGGUUCCUCAACGAUGAGAGGAUUUCUGGCGACGUCAGCUAUCAGAUCUCAGGGAUCGGCGACCUGAUUGUGCGACGGCUGAGUGCACAGGGUCGCACACGGUACACAUGCAGGGUGACCAGCAUGCGGUUCUCUGCCCUUAAUGGUGACUAUGUAAUGACUAGCAACUUGCACUUGAAGGCGAUGGUGAAGACCCACUUCGAAGCUGACCUCUCUGGAUUACUCCCGUGUAUUAUGAAUGAUGUUGUACCUUUAUCUUUACUUUAUCAGAUUAGUUAUGUGGCUGAAUUUGCCCUGGAAAUCCAAGGAUCUUAA